GCAGUGAUGUUUUAUGAAUCAGUAGCGGCAGCAACCUGUUUCAUCUGCGCCUUAACAAUAACUCUACAGCUAGCUCUUUUGCCGUUAUUACUGCGACACAUCGGUGAACUAAAACGUGACGCAGAAGAGCAUUUGAAGCAAUUCCAGCUGUACGCUGAUAAAGGAAAUUUGCAUCUGGCCGAAAGCAAACGCGUAAUUCAAAGAAAAAGGUCGACGACGUUCUGUCCUCCACCACAGCCCGGGCCACCUGGACAACCAGGAGAGCCAGGUGAAGAUGGUGAACAAGGUGACGAUGGACCCAUCGGACUUCCAGGGAAAAGUGCGCAUGAGCUGCUGGCUGAAAUGAACCAACAAUGCGUCAUUUGCCCGCCAGGAGAGCGUGGACCUCCCGGAGCACCAGGUGAUCAAGGACCAGAAGGGCCGCAGGGUGAAAAAGGAAUUCCAGGAGCUCGCGGAUCCGAUGGCCUAGACGGUGCUAAAGGAUCGGAUGGGAAACCUGCUACCGGUGGUACUGGGGAACCCGGACCAAAAGGAUUGCCUGGACCUAUCGGAAGAACCGGAGCGCAGGGUUUUCGAGGUAAACGUAAUUACGUAUAUGGAGCAUCCGGACCAGUUGGUAAGAAAGGCGUCAAAGGAAUGGACGGUCUUCCCGGAAACAUUGGACCAAAAGGUAGUCGUGGACUAGGUCCAAGAAAUAUCAAGGAGUUGCACACUGUUCAUGAUCUGCUGACGGAUGAAGUUGUUACGACUCCCAUUCUGGAUGGCUCUGGACCAAUCGCGGACGGCAAUGGUGCUAGACGGAAAAGUAAAAAAAAUCGCUAA
Gongylonema pulchrum is the source of this 822-nucleotide messenger RNA. NCBI's taxonomy places the organism in Eukaryota, Metazoa, Nematoda, Chromadorea, Rhabditida, Gongylonematidae. The record is from the annotation of a GenBank genome assembly.